This is a messenger RNA of Papaver somniferum (opium poppy), 1582 nucleotides long. Its product is annotated as activator of 90 kDa heat shock protein ATPase homolog. Lineage: Eukaryota; Viridiplantae; Streptophyta; Magnoliopsida; Ranunculales; Papaveraceae. The transcript is spliced from 3 exons. The record is from RefSeq and is a predicted model, not a curated record. Gene Ontology annotation, cellular component: cytosol. Gene Ontology annotation, biological process: positive regulation of ATP-dependent activity; protein folding. The coding region runs from base 192 to 1265 and encodes 357 amino acids. Gene Ontology annotation, molecular function: ATPase activator activity; protein-folding chaperone binding.
CUAGAAAUCAGAACAGAACCCUCUAAAAGAACUCCCCCAAAUUAGGGUUUAUAAAAGUCCAGAUUAUUUUCCGAUUUUCCAUCUUUUCUACAUCAUUCGCACCCUAAAUCUCUCAAAUCAAAACCCUUUACCUCACUUCUGCAAAUCACUCUGUUAAUUUCACCCUCAUCAAUCUAGCAAUCACAGCAUCCAUGGCGAAAUUAGGCGAAGGAGACAGUCGCUGGAUUGUAAAAGACAGACCAGACGGUACAAACGUACAUAACUGGCACUGGGCAGAAACUGAUUGUCUAGAAUGGUCAAAGAAUCUCCUCAACAAACUUCUCUCAAAUCUCACAAUCUUAGACGGCGAAUCGAAUCUCUACAUCAAGACCAAAAAAGUGGAUAUCGUCACCGGAGAAGCGUACGUGAAUGUCCGGAAAGGUAAAAUCAUCCCAGGUUAUGAACUUGAUAUAACUUUGAGUUGGAUUGGUGAGGCUAAGGGUAGUGAGAAUGAAUCUCUGAUGAAAAUCGAAGGGCAAGUUCAUAUUCCUUAUUUAGCUGAUGAGAAUGCUGAUGAAGAUCCUGAGAUUAAGGUGAAGGUGAAAGAGGAUGGGACUGAGAUUGGGAAGAGAUUGAAGGAUGCUUUUGUUGCGAAAGGGGUGCCGGUUGUGAAAGAGAAAGUUAGGGUUUAUGUGCAGAGUAUGGCGAAAGGGGGGCCGUGUAAGGAUGAAUUGGAAGUGAAGAAGACGAAUGUGGCGAAAUCUGCGACUGCGAGGGCGAAUACUGCUGCGGCGGCACCUGCUGUGAAGAAGGAUGUUGCUAUUGCUGCUGCAGCUACUAGUGAGAAGAAGAAGGAAGGGAAGAAGGGGUUUAAGAAGAUUACUUUGAAAGAGAAGUAUAAUUGUAGGGCAAAGGAUUUGUUUGAGAUUUUGAUGGAUGAGAAUAGAUGGAAGGGUUUUACGCAGAGUAAUGCGAAGAUAAGUAAGGAAGUUGGUGGGGAGUUUAGUUUGUUUGAUGGGUCUGUUAUUGGGACUAAUUUGGAACUUGAAGAUGGGAAAUUGAUUGCUUGGAAAUGGAGGUUUGGGAAUUGGGCUGAUGGAAUUUACUCUACGGUGAGGAUUACAUUUGAUGAGCCUGAAACUGGAGUUACUGUGAUCAAUUUGGUGCAUGCUGAAGUUCCUGAGGAAGACAGAUAUGGGAAUGCAACUGUGGUGGAGAAUACAGAAAGAGGCUGGAGGGAUCUCAUCUUUGGCCGGAUUCGGGCAGUGUUUGGGUUUGGAAUGUGAUUUAAGUCUAUUUCUUCCCAUGUAGCAUUUUACAUCGUAUUCUGCAUUAGUUCUGCAAAAUGAUUUCUGGAAACUUCUGAAACUUUUUUUUAUUUUUUUAAUCUAAAAAAGUACUCAGGACAAGGAUUUUUAUCAAUCUAGUGCACAUUUUCUUGGUGCAUGUAAAGAUUAGCCCUCCCAAAGGGGUGUAAAGAUUAUUUAUGGAACAUGUGUUGCACUUAUUUUUCGUGAAAAUGUCCCACUAUGCUUGUGUGGAAUGGCAUAACCCAUGCAAGUGAACUUUGCUGUUGAAAUAACAUCACAACUGUUUUCAUUCA